This is a messenger RNA of Sitophilus oryzae (rice weevil), 3023 nucleotides long. RefSeq lists its product as uncharacterized. Gene Ontology annotation, molecular function: zinc ion binding. The record is from RefSeq and is a predicted model, not a curated record. NCBI's taxonomy places the organism in Eukaryota, Metazoa, Arthropoda, Insecta, Coleoptera, Curculionidae. The transcript has 5 exons. The coding region runs from base 238 to 2736 and encodes 832 amino acids.
UUGGACAAACUUUACCUAACCUAUUUUGGGAACGAAAACAAAACAAAUUUGUUGACACCAAAAUCUAUGACUAAAAUAGGGCGUAGUCGUUUUAUUCACUGAUUAUACAUGGACGUAUUCUUUUAGGAUAUAUAUAGAAUAUUGUGUAGCCCCUUAUCACCUCUAAAACAAACAGUGUAUAAUACAAGUCGGGUAACCACCAAAUCGUAACAGGAGAUAUAUACCUAGAUAAGGACAAUGAAUGGAGAGAUUGUAAUUUCCGAAACGCCAAAUUGGUUAAAAGAACUAGAGGAAAAAAGAGAGAAGCGUCUUAAAGCCAAAUUGGGACAUGAAGCUGGUGCUGGGGCCCCUUGUUUAAAAUGUGUAGAAGAUUGUCCUGGUUUGGACUUACAUUUUUGGCGUAAGACCUGUAAAAUUUGCAGAUGUCCUAAAGAGGAGCACGAUGUUCAUGACGAUGAUAUAUCAAGCUGGGCGCAGUUUAAGUUACUUGGCAGCAGACCAAAUAAGGUCAACACUAAAAUCGUUUUAAAUGGAAAUACUGAAAUUGAAUUGGAAUGGACGCCUAAAGGGCAACAGGAAAUCGUCGAUAACUAUCUUAAGACGGUACCACAAGCGUCCUUACCAGUCAAAGGUUCGCUAGCAGCCCAGGAGCGCAAACAGAUGCUCCAAAAACAAAUACCCGUCCACGACAUCGACCCAUCACUGUGUCACGACCUAAACGAAGAAGAAACAAAGAAAAUGGAGGAAUAUGUAGCCCACGUCAAACAGUGUUCUAUCGGAGUCGGUCAGAUUAUCGAUCUAUCAAGUAUUAUAAGAGGUACUACCACUAUCAGCCCACAAAAAACAGCCAACAUAAUAGCUAGCAGAUACACAAAAAGCGUACCAUAUAACGAGAUACAAAAACUACAGACGCCCGACUUGUCAAGGCCUUUAGAAAAACUCAGUUUAACGCCAAAAAAAUUGCCGGAAAAUAAAUAUAAUUUAUCCAUAGGCUCUCAAGAUGAGAGUCGGCAAUAUCCAAUUGCUGAAAGUAAAUAUAGAGACAUUAUUCAUCCGUUAUAUGAAAAUAAUAUUAAGACAAAUUUAGAAGACCCUCAGUAUGUACAAAAUAAGGGAUCGUUAGGAAAUAUAGGUGAUAGAAGAAUACCUAAAGUACCAAGUCAGUAUUUAGAAACUCAUAUGCCUUAUAAAUCAAAUUACAAUCAAGAACCAACUGUAAUUCACCAGGAUGACAGAUAUGGUUUUGAGAAUCCUUUAUUUAAUCGAAAUAAACUAGAGAAUUAUAAGUUACCUCGCGAUAUGAGUACCAAUUAUCAGAAUCCGGUUUAUCCUAGGGAUACUAAAUUAGUAUAUGGUACUCAUGAUGGCGGAUUAGAUUCUAAAUGUAAACUGAAGUCUAAUAAUACGCCAUAUAAAGAAGAGUAUAUUGAUGUGCCUUAUGUGGGAUUCUUUGAUGCAAACACUGGUAAUCAUAUUCACGAACUAGGUAGUUUUCAUCCAAUCACAGGCAAAUUUAUUCCCGCUUUUGUCAAAACAUUACAUGACCCAGAAAAACUCUAUAUGUCGGAAAAUAUCGAAAAUGUUGCUUAUUCUGAUCCAUUAUAUAGUAAACCUCUUCCAGCUCAUAGAAGUAUUGAUCCGGAAACAGGACAUUUACUAUUUAAUCCUGGAUAUAUCGACGAAAAAAUUGGAGAAUAUAUUCCACUUCCUAGCAACUUUAAUGAAACCAGCCCCAAGGACAUUACUCAAAAGGAUAAAAAUAAAAAUGUUAUUGGAAGUGUACCUUACUUGGGAUAUAUCAAUCCAAACACUGGAAAAUACGUUCCCCAGCUUGGUAUUUUUGAUCCUACAUCAGGUCAAUACAUUCCUGCAUCGUUGCCAAGUUUAUCUACUUUAAAUCCUGAAAAUAGCGGUUUGAAUAAUAGUUCAAAUACUAGAGGGAAAGGUAUGAACAAACAACCUUUACCUAACUUAUGUCCUAACGAAUUAUUGGCUUUCAAUGAUUAUGUAGAACCUCAAACGGUUAAAAUAGGAGCAAUUCAUGAUAUAGAUCGCCAAAUUCAGGAGGCUACAAGAGAAAUAAAUCCAGGAUAUAAUAGUGACGAUUUUCCAGGCUUUGAAUGUAAUUCUAACGAAAUAGGAGGCAGUUUAAGCAACGUCAAACUGCCCGAAUGCCAUCAUUGCAAAAAGUCUUUUAAACAACACGAAUUUGCCGUCUCUAUAAACCGAGCAAAUAUCCUGUUUCACGCGGACUGUUUCAAAUGUACCGGGUGCAACCAAAGUUUGGCCGACAAUAUUUACUUUUACGACAAAGAGACGAAUAACAUCUACUGCGGACGAGAUUACGCCAAGAUCAAAGGGUACCCACGCUGUGCCGGUUGCGACGAACUGAUUUUCACUAAAGAAUACUGCCUGGCUGAAAAUUCCACGUUUCAUUUGAAACAUUUCUGUUGUUUCCAAUGCGACGUACCUUUGGCUGGCAAGGAUUAUACGCUGGACGAGGAGAAGCCGUACUGUUUGCCGUGCUUUGAAACAUCUAAAGCGGCCAAAUGUAGUACUUGUAUGAACGUGAUUAAACCGGAUGAAGUGGGCUGUCAAUUGGGGGAGGUGCAUUUUCACGCUGAGGAUAAGUGUUUUUGUUGUAUUGUAUGUCGUAAGCCUCUCAUGGGGAUGAAGUUGCUGUUAAGAAAUGAGAAAUUGUUUUGUUCCCAUGAUUGUUUUAACUCAACUAAAUGAUGUGUACUGGAAGUGUAUGCAGAAAUGGUACUAUGUAAUUUAUUGGUGCUUCCUAGAUAAUCAAACUUUUAAAAUGUAAAUGCUUAUAUAUUUCAGAGUGUUUGAGAGCUGAAGUCUGUCAAUUUUUAUAUGAAUAUAAUAUAAAUAGAAGAUUUUUGGAAGAUAUUCUUACUAUAAUUAUUGAACUUUUAUAAAAAAAUAUGAAUGAUUAUUUUUAUAUCAAUAUGGGGUUUAUAAAAUAUUUUAUAUUUAUAUAAGUAUGACAAUAAAGAUAUACAGUAUUAAUG